Messenger RNA from Hirundo rustica (Barn swallow), 2100 nucleotides. It is a transcript of the gene NUDT3, whose product is annotated as nudix hydrolase 3. Bases 211 to 720 code for a protein of 169 amino acids. The record is from RefSeq and is a predicted model, not a curated record. NCBI's taxonomy places the organism in Eukaryota, Metazoa, Chordata, Aves, Passeriformes, Hirundinidae. The transcript is spliced from 5 exons. Gene Ontology annotation, cellular component: cytoplasm; nucleus. Gene Ontology annotation, molecular function: bis(5'-adenosyl)-hexaphosphatase activity; diphosphoinositol-polyphosphate diphosphatase activity; endopolyphosphatase activity. Gene Ontology annotation, biological process: diphosphoinositol polyphosphate metabolic process; diadenosine pentaphosphate catabolic process; adenosine 5'-(hexahydrogen pentaphosphate) catabolic process.
GUGGCGGCGGCGCGGCCGGGAGCGAGGGCAGGGGUGAGGCGGGCGAAGGACGGCAGCGCGUAGCGAGACCCACGAAGCGAGACCCAGAGAGAGACUGUCACGGGCAGGCGGUCCCCCCGCGCCCCCCCGUCCUUCGCCGCCCGGCGGGUCCCGCCCGCCCCCGCCCUCCGGGCCGCGCGUCCUCCGGCCCCGCCACCCCCGGAGCGGAGGAUGAUGAAGCUCAAGUCCAACCAGACGCGCACCUACGACGGGGACGGCUACAAGAAGCGGGCGGCCUGCCUGUGCUUCCGCAGCGAGAGUGAGGAGGAGGUGCUGCUGGUGAGCAGUAGUCGCCAUCCGGACCGAUGGAUUGUCCCCGGGGGUGGCAUGGAGCCCGAGGAGGAGCCCAGCGUGGCCGCCGUGCGCGAGGUCUGUGAAGAGGCUGGAGUGAAAGGGACGUUAGGAAGAUUAGUGGGAAUUUUUGAGAACCGGGACAGGAAGCACAGGACAUAUGUUUACGUACUCAUCGUCACCGAAGUGUUGGAGGACUGGGAGGACUCUGUCAAUAUUGGAAGGAAAAGGGAAUGGUUUAAGAUAGAGGAUGCCAUAAAAGUUCUGCAGUAUCAUAAACCCGUGCAGGCCUCGUAUUUUGAGACCUUGAGGCAAGGCUGUCUGGCCAACAACGGCACCCCGGUCAUGACCACGCCGUACUCCGAGAGCUCCGUGUCCGACAUCAGAUGACUGACGACGUCCCCGCCAGAGCAGUUCCCAAAAGCAGACUGAGACCUGGAUUUCCCUCCCCUUCCCGUUUCCAUGCCUCCUCCCUCACGCCAGGCAUGGGCAGCAGCCUGGGGCAGAGCAAGUGUUCAGAGUGCUGCGAUUUAGUGCAAGGUGGGAUGAGUUGUUGUUUUUGUUUUGGUUGGCUUUUUUUUUUGCUUUUUUUUUUUUUUUUUUUUUUUUUUUUUAAAUCUGUAUUUUGUAAAAUACAUUUGUGCAUGAAGUGCCCCUUUCCUGGUACUCCGCUCCACGACCUGGAGGCUGCCAGCCCCGCCUCUGCCUUGUGCUCUGAAGUGUCCCAAGUGUCCCCUUCGUGUCACCCCAGCCAGAGUCACUCUUUUUUUUUUUAAUUAAAAGACCUCCAAUGUGAGAUCAGCUCUUUAAGUCUUAGUCUGUACUGUAAGAUGCUGCUCAGACCCGUGUGGGGAUCACUUGCAGCACAUCUGUAUAAACUUUUUUUUUUUUUUUUAGAUGGAGGAUCUAACAUUUUAAUUUUGCGGGAUUUUUUUUUUUUUUUUUUUUUUUUUUAAAUCCUGGUCUGCUUCUGAAAAGAAGGGUUCACAAUUAAUCUGUUUGCCUUUUGCUCUGUUUUUUAAAAACACACAUUCUGUGACAGUGCUAGUGGCUGGGCCAGUUUACUCCCCAUCCAGUAUCUCCCGAUUUAGUGCAGUGACACUUGAAGUUGAGGGCAGAGUUCAGAUCGCCUGCAGACAUCCCUGCAGACAUCCCCGCAGACGUCCCCGCAGACAUCCCCGCUGCUUCUCCGACAGCUUCAGCCCGCGUUUCUGCGUCUCCAUCCCAGCGGAACCGCGCGGAGCCGCUCUGGAACCGCCGGCCAAAGCCAAAACAGCCUCGGCGGCAGCGCCCGCGCGACGCCAGCUGCGGUGAGAAUCGGGGAUGCCGGGGAGGGUCAGGACGGACAAACCGCAGCGUGGCUCCCCGACGCCGUCCCCGGCUCCCGCCGCGCCCCGCUCGCGUCUCUCUCGUCCACAUGCCUUACGCCGCGCUGAGCCGGACGCUCGGGGUUUGUGCUGAAGCCGGGAUCGUCGCCACGCGCGCGGCCCCGGAGAGAAAUCCUUUUGUGGGGCGGGGAAAAGUUCAGGUGUUGAGUCUCUUGUCCUGUGGUUCUGCAGCACUUAGGGUCGCACCGUGGAGCGUGCUCGAGGUGUGCCCUCCGCGAAAGGUACAGCUGCCUCCUGCGGGCAGCAUUCCCGGCGGGAGCAGCACAGGAGAGCUCCCCGAUGCGUUGGCACACUUCACACGGGGGUUUGUUGUUUUAUUAUUGCUGUAAGUUUCAUGCUGUCUUGAUUUGCCAACAGUGUUGUCUAGUUGGGAAAUAAAAUG